Molecule: messenger RNA, 695 nt
Organism: Cryphonectria parasitica EP155
Lineage: Eukaryota; Fungi; Ascomycota; Sordariomycetes; Diaporthales; Cryphonectriaceae
Exons: 1
Coding region: 151-336 (61 amino acids)
Source: RefSeq, a predicted model, not a curated record
UACUACCCACAGGGAGCAGAGCUCCACCCCUACACUACGCUCAACACUGGAUCUCAAACAUUUGUAUCUGGAGCCGGACCCUCCUCCUCUCCCUCCUCCCAUCACGGGCCCAACCCUCAGCCCAGUGCCAGCCCGGCCCCUCCACAGGCCAUGCCGGGGCGCUACGCGACCAUGUUUCGACAUCCUUUGUUCGAAAACAGCCCACUGGCCGAGCAGCAGCAGCAGCAGCAGCAGCCUCCCGGCUUCGUCCAAACCACUGGACGCAAUCCGUUUCGCCGGCCAAGCCCGCCAUCACCUGCCGUGGACAACUCACCAGCCCGUCAGUCUGCGCCGUAGCGAAGCAUCUCUUUCGCGGCGGGGGGGUUGUCGACCUCUAUUUCGUCGCAAGGUCAUCCUGUGCCAGAGGUGAUGGGACGACUUAAGGUCGACGAGGUUCACGUGGCAUAAGACCACCAGUCAGCAUAUGGUGGUCCAAAGAAAGGGCAGUCCGAAUUGCAAAAUAACACUGGAGAGAGAGAGAGAGAAGCGAUGCUAGAGAGACCUCGUUCUUUUCAUCUUCUUUUUUCCCCUCACUGCGCGAGCAAUCCACCCGGUCUAUUCCUACCCAGCUACUUGACAUCGAUCCCAAACAUAGUGGUAAGCGAUGGAAUUAGUUUAUACAAAGUUCUGAUGAUAAAACCCAACCAAACGAUGAC